CUCAUCCUCUGGGCUGCUUUCAUCUUCCUACUCAGCAUCAACUUCCUCACCCUCUCCAAGGAGCGACUGCCCUCCAAGUCAGCGUACAUUGGCUGGCAGGCGCUGACCAACAUCGGCUCAACUCAUCAAAAUCCAGGUGGUGCGCCAGGCAAUGAGGAGCAAGCAGCAGCCACUUCUCAAGGCGGGGCUGGUCCCGGCUUCCCUAUGGACGUCUAUGCUCCGCUCGUCCCGAAUCCUGCGCCUCUCACAGAGAUCACAGUCCGCAGCUGUGUCCCCAUCGCCGUCUCGCUGUGUCAUCCGCCGACAACAGCAGCUGAAGACGCCCGCCUCGGCCCUUGGGUCCUCGUGCCCCGCCCACUCGAUGCGCAAGCCAUGUCCUCAUCCACCAUCGGCGGGGGCGGCGGCCUUGGCGGUGCCUUUGCCAAAAUAUUCGGAGCAUUGGAGACCAAGUUUCUCUUCUAUCGCCGAAGCUCUCGAGAGGAUACGCAGAAAGUCGUGGAUCUCAGGCUGGUCGAGACGGGGCAGGACCCGCCGACUACGAGCGAGGAUGGGUGGCAUCGCGUGCACGAUGAUUUGAGGUCGAGGUACAUGCGGAUCUGGGGUGGCAGUAGUAAGAUGGGCAUUCAUUUGUAUUACAGGACUGUGGAGGUCAAGACCAACGAAGAAGUCGCGACAAAGAGCAAGGGCAAGGUCCCACUGGCCGAGUCACUCGACCCCAUCACAGAGCUCGACAUCAUGUACGGGGACGGCAACUUCCCUUGGCCGGGCUUUGACAUCGUUGGCCAAAUAGCCCUGGGCGACCACUCCGCCGGCAGAUCCUCUACAUCUCUCACUGCUCGGCGCAAGCCCAUCCCGAACCCACACAUAGACGUUCGGCCCAAAUUCACCAGCAACGGCACCUUCAAGAUCCUCCAGAUUGCUGACCUUCACUUCUCCGUCGACGAGGAACCCUGUCGUGAUUUGCGCGAGGUGGGGUCGGCGGCGCUCAAGAGCAAGUCGUCGUCAUCGUUGCGCUUUGGCCGUCGAGCCCCCACGCUUCCCUGCCAUAGCUACAAUGAUACGGUCGCGCUGCUCAACGCCUGGCUGGACGCCGAAAAACCGGACAUGGUAGUCCUGACAGGAGAUCAGCUGAAUGGCCAAUCCACAAGCUGGGACGCCAAGUCCGUCCUUCCCAAGACCCUCAAGCCCAUCAUAGACCGUAAGAUACCCUGGGCUGGUAUCUUGGGCAAUCACGAUUCGCAGACCACCUCCGUCUCUCGUACCGACCUGGUUGGCCUGAUGAGCGAGAUGCCGUACAGCUUGACGAGGGUUGGGCCCCUAGCAUUGCAUGACGGGGUGGGAGCUGGGAAUUACUACGUGAGACUGGAGAGUCCGACACCGGACAAAGCAAAUGUGUUCAAUCUAUAUUUCUUAGACUCGGGGGAUCAGGAACCCAAGGGCAUGCUAGCGCCGUGGGGGAAGGCGAGAGGCCAUUACGACUCGAUCCGACAGGAUCAGAUCAUCUGGUUCCUCGAGCAGUCCGGCCAGACCAAGAAACUACUUCGCCCUUACGUGCCAGACGGCGGAGUCGACCUCCCAAAGCAGGACUGGCAUCACCGAGCCGAUCACGAGUGGGACGCCUCUUCCUCUUCGCGCAGUCUCUCGAAGCCCAACGCUUUAGCCUUCACUCAUAUACCGCUCCCUGAAUUCUUCGAUGUGGACUCUACUACGCCGCAUUUUGGCCCUGACAGGGCAGAGACGUCCGGCGUCAUCGGCUCGCAGAGGGAACGUGGCUUCUUUGAUGCAUUGAUGGCGCAAGGCGAAGGGGAGCGCGAAGUACGAGCGGUGAUUUCGGGCCAUAUGCAUAACAAUGGGGACUGUGAGGAGAUCAAGCGUGGUGGGCACAAGGUGGGGAGGGGGACGUGGAUGUGUUUUGGGGGUGGGGCGUCGUACGCCGCCUACGGGAUGCAGGGGAGACCACGCAUGGCGCGCGUGUAUCAGAUUGAUGCCUUUGGAGAGCGGGGAUCGAGUUGGACACGCCUC
This is a messenger RNA of Jaminaea rosea, 2022 nucleotides long. RefSeq names its product Metallo-dependent phosphatase. The record is from RefSeq and is a predicted model, not a curated record. The annotation marks the transcript as partial. Gene Ontology annotation, cellular component: cytoplasm. The transcript has 2 exons. Gene Ontology annotation, molecular function: phosphoprotein phosphatase activity. Lineage: Eukaryota; Fungi; Basidiomycota; Exobasidiomycetes; Microstromatales.